Bathycoccus prasinos is the source of this 411-nucleotide messenger RNA. RefSeq lists its product with no specific name. The record is from RefSeq and is a predicted model, not a curated record. The coding region runs from base 1 to 411 and encodes 136 amino acids. The transcript has a single exon. NCBI's taxonomy places the organism in Eukaryota, Viridiplantae, Chlorophyta, Mamiellophyceae, Mamiellales, Bathycoccaceae.
AUGUCCUCAGCAGCACCACUCUGCGCUGCCGUUAUCCCUUCUUCUUCAUCAUCUCCGAGCGUUGGAAGCACUCGAAAGUGCGCUUCUUCUUCGUCCGUGUCCGCGCGAGGAAGACGACGAAAUUUCCAAAAAGUGCGAGCGACGCAAGACCUCCUCGGUUUCGAUUUAAACCCAGCCGCGUUGGGGUUUCUCUGCGUCAUGGUCGUUUGGGGAAUCCCACAGACGUUAGGGAUGAGCAGGUUAGACGGGAACGAGAAAAUCGCGCGAGAGAAAAUGUCGGAGUGGGGGAUAGAUACCUCGACGAAAGAAGGCAACGCGGAUUACAUUUAUAAGAAUAACUACGGUGCGGUGCAAGCGCGGUUUAAGAAAGAGUGCGAAAAGAGAGGCGAGAAAGCGGAGGAUUACUUGUGA